AUGAGUGAAACUCUCACUGCCCCAGACCUCGAGGCUGGUCAUGGGAAGACAGCUCAGCAGUCGAGCUAUGAAGAGGCCAGUAUCGAAGAUUCGGACUCCAACAAAGAUCCCGAAUAUCCUCCACUAAGCCGAGUGAUCAUAAUUGUGUUGGCCAUUUACCUGGCAGCCUUUUUGGUAGCUCUUGAUCAGACCAUCAUCGGAGUGGCUAUUCCAAAGAUCACGGACCAGUUCAAGAGUAUCCCCGACAUUGCCUGGUAUGGCAGUGCCUACUUCUUGACGUCGACAGCACUACAGCCGUCAUAUGGUCGGAUCUAUAAGAUGCUGAGUGUGAAACGGUCCUUUUUGGCUGCGGUUAGCAUCUUUGAGAUUGGAUCGCUGAUUUGUGGUGUGGCGCCUUCCAGCACAGUCCUGAUUGUUGGUCGUGCGAUUGCAGGAAUUGGCGUUGCAGGCAUCUUCUCCGGCGCGCUGGUCAUCAUCUCCAUGACUGUUCCCCUGGCAAAGAGGCCGAUCGUUUUUGGUGUAUACGGCAUGGUCUGGGGAAUUGCUUCUAUUGUAGGCCCACUGCUUGGCGGAGCAUUCACUGAUGGUCCCUCUUGGAGAUGGUGUUUCUAUAUCAAUCUUCCUGUUGGCGGGGUUUCCAUCGCUGUCGUUCUCCUGGUCCUCCGCCUACCGAGCAACAACAAGGUAUCUGGGCUACCUAUCUUGCAACUUAUCAAAGAGCUUGACUUAAUGGGUGCAAGCCUUCUCAUACCGGCUAUCGUAUGCUUGAUUCUUGCCCUGCAAUGGGGCGGAAAUGCCUAUACCUGGAGAAGCUCUCAAAUUAUCGGACUGUUUGUGGGGUUUGGUCUUUUGACUAUCCUUUUUGCCGCAUCCCAAAUCUAUGUGAGCGGGCAAGAUAAGAAAAAUACGACAGGCAAGAAUGCUGGAAGGGCAACUUUGCCGCCUUCAAUUCUCAAGCAGCGCACCAUUUGGUCCGCCGGCUUGUUUGCAUUUUUCUUCAGCGGCGGUUUCUUCCUUCUGGUCUACUAUGUUCCUAUCUACUUUCAGAGCGUCAAAGGAUCCUCUGCUAUAACUGCAGGACUUCAGGUUCUACCAUUCAUGCUUGCCACAGUAGUUUCAUCUAUUAUGGUGGGAAUUAUGGUCACUACAGCCGGCUAUUACACGCCAUUUCUGAUUUCAAGCACCGCUAUUGCUGCUAUUGGUACAGGUCUUAUUACCCUGUACGACGUUGAUAUUUCGACAGGGAAAUGGAUCAGUUACCAGAUUGUUGUCGGUGCGGGCAUCGGUGCCGGUCUUCAAAUCCCAAUGACAGCCGUGCAAACUGCGUUGAAGCCAGAGGAUAUUCCUGUGGGAACAGCCGCUAUCACGUUCUUCCAGACACUGGGUGGCGCCAUCUUCAUCGCGGUGGGUCAGUCGGUUUUCCAGAAUGGUCUGAUAGCAGGCAUUCGCGAAUACGCGCCCGACGUUGAGCCAAGUGCGAUUAUAAACGCAGGAGCCACUGAUAUGAGGCAUGUGUUGCUCACUUUGGGCCAACUCGAUCAGCUGGAUAACGUGGUUCGAGCUUAUAUGAACGGAUUGCGGAACACCUAUCGCGUUAGUCUGGCUUUGAUGUUGGCAGCAUUUGUGGCAGCUUGCUUUGUCGAGUGGAAGAGUGUAAAGAAGAGUGACGAAAACCAGAAUGAUGAUACAACAAUCACUCCUUUAUGA
Messenger RNA from Penicillium samsonianum, 1707 nucleotides. RefSeq names its product MDR family MFS transporter. NCBI's taxonomy places the organism in Eukaryota, Fungi, Ascomycota, Eurotiomycetes, Eurotiales, Aspergillaceae. The coding region runs from base 1 to 1707 and encodes 568 amino acids. Gene Ontology annotation, molecular function: transmembrane transporter activity. Gene Ontology annotation, biological process: transmembrane transport. The transcript is spliced from 2 exons. The record is from RefSeq and is a predicted model, not a curated record.